Molecule: messenger RNA, 297 nt
Organism: Saccharomycopsis crataegensis
Lineage: Eukaryota; Fungi; Ascomycota; Saccharomycetes; Ascoideales; Saccharomycopsidaceae
Exons: 2
Coding region: 1-297 (98 amino acids)
Source: RefSeq, a predicted model, not a curated record
AUGAGUAAAGAAAUUGCCAGCACAUACCUCCAGCUCAAUGAUGCUGAGAAAGCUGUUUCGAGUAUCGAGAGACUUAUGGAUAGUGUGGAUAUCAAGAUAGAAAAACUUCUUACUGAAGUUGAGGCCAUGUCUGAGGAAGCUGCUGCUAGCGGGGAUACUAGUAAGUUGGAAAGUCUUGCGUCAAAGGAUAAAGAAAUCGGAGAUUUGAUCAAAUUAACUGAAGAGUUGCGUGCCAAGAGUGAGAUUGAAGAGUCCAAGUUUCAGGAUAUUCAAAAGAAAAUUGAUGAUGUUAAUUGA